AUGAAGAAGAAGCCAUACCCUCUGUGGCUCGGUGGUAUCGCCGCUUCCGUUGCGGGGUUGUGCACACACCCGCUGGAUCUGACCAAGGUCCGUAUGCAGGUAGCUGGAGACAAGGGACUGUUGCUGUCUAUGCGCAAGACGGUAGCGAAUGAAGGUAUUCUUGGGCUGUGGGGUGGAGGGACCGGGACACUUCUCCGACAAAUGACUUACUCUAUGAUGCGUUUCGCCAUAUACGAUACUGUCAAAGCCAAGAUACAUACCGACUCGUCGCCUAUGCCAGUAUGGAAACUCGUCGCUGCUGGCUCGGUCGCUGGAUCCGUUAGUGCAGGUAUCUGCAACCCCGGAGAGAUCAUCAUGGUACGAAUGCAAGGAGAUAAGGCGAAGCCAGUCGAGAAACGGUACGGCUACCGGAACUCUAUCCAGGGUCUCUACAGGAUGGCCAGGGAAGAGGGUCUCGCGACUUGGUACAAGGGUGUUGGGCCGAACGUGGUCAGAGGACUCACCAUGAACGUCUUCCAAAUCGGAGGAUACGACGUCUUCAAAGCCGAGAUCAUCAAGAACAACCUCCUUGCCGACGGGCCAGUCUGCCACUUUAUGGCUAGUUUCGCAGCUGCCACUGCUGCUGCAACUGCUUGUGCACCCGCAGACGUGAUGAAAAGUCUGGUCAUGAGCUCUCAGGGCGCUGGACCGGGCGUCUUUACACUCAUCAAGGACGCAUACGCCAACCACGGUGUCAAGUUCUUCUUCCGCGGAUGGACCCCAGCCUGGAUAAGGUUGCAGCCGACUACCAUCAUAACCUUCUUGGUUCUGGAGCAGCUCAAGGGUGGCGUGGACAGGUACCGCAAAACGGGCGGGACUUUGAUGUAG
Messenger RNA from Dioszegia hungarica, 867 nucleotides. RefSeq names its product mitochondrial carrier domain-containing protein. Gene Ontology annotation, cellular component: mitochondrial membrane. Bases 1 to 867 code for a protein of 288 amino acids. NCBI's taxonomy places the organism in Eukaryota, Fungi, Basidiomycota, Tremellomycetes, Tremellales, Bulleribasidiaceae. The transcript has 12 exons. The record is from RefSeq and is a predicted model, not a curated record. Gene Ontology annotation, molecular function: oxaloacetate transmembrane transporter activity; thiosulfate transmembrane transporter activity; sulfate transmembrane transporter activity. Gene Ontology annotation, biological process: malate transmembrane transport; oxaloacetate transport; thiosulfate transport.